GUGAGCCCCAACUGACACAUUACGUAGUGUCGGCGCAUCCAUCCCCUUGGAUCGGCCUCUUCCCCGUGACACCAAAUUUAAAACCUAACAAAAAAACAACUCAAAACCUACGCAGAAGUACACACUCACUCUACAAACGACCAAGACCGCCCGCGCGCCAAUUAAGAAACCCAAGGCAAUGACCCUCCUGAUCUCCCUAGCUCGUCUCCUUCUUCUUUCCCUUCUCCUUGUUGGGUUCCCCAGGUUUGCAUCGAGCGCCCAUGACUACCAAGACGCAUUAUCGAAAGCAAUCUUAUUCUUCGAGGGUCAGCGGUCGGGUUUUCUUCCACAGGACCAGCGAAUCACCUGGCGCGCCAAUUCCGGACUGAGCGAUGGUUGGAUGUACAACACUGACUUGACCGGAGGUUACUACGACGCCGGUGACAACGUCAAAUUCGGCUUCCCCAUGGCCUUCACGACGACAAUGCUAGCCUGGAGCGUGAUCGAGUUCGGCGAUUCCAUGCCCCCCAAUGAGCUGAGGAACUCUCUCGUGGCAAUCCGUUGGGCCACCGAUUACUUGCUCAAGACUCUGUCUCAGCUGCCUAACCGGGUUUUUGUGCAGGUAGGGGAUCCAAACAUAGACCAUAAUUGUUGGGAAAGACCUGAAGAUAUGGACACGGCCAGGACUGUUUAUGCCGUUGAUGCACCAAAUCCGGCUUCUGAUGUUGCCGGAGAGUCAGCCGCAGCUCUAGCAGCUUCAUCUAUGGCAUUCCGAUCAUCGGACCCGGGAUACUCUGAUACUCUAUUACGGAAUGCCAUCAAUGCUUUUCAAUUUGCCGAUAGUUAUAGAGGAGCUUACAGCGAUAAUUCCAAUAUAAGAGAUGGUGCCUGCCCAUUUUAUUGCGAUUUCGAUGGCUAUCAGGAUGAGUUACUGUGGGGAGCAGCAUGGUUAAGGAGGGCAACUCAGCAGGAUACUUACCUCAAUUAUAUACAAAGCAAUGGCCAAACCCUUGGAGCCAAUGAAAAUAUCAAUGAAUUUGGAUGGGACAACAAACAUGCUGGCCUUAACGUUUUAGUCUCUAAGGAAGUCAUAGAAGGAAAUAUGUAUUCACUGCAAUCGUACAAAGCUUCGGCUGACAGCUUCAUGUGCACUCUUAUACCGGAAUCAUCUUCCUCACACAUAGAGUACAGUCCUGGGGGGCUCAUAUACAGGCCCGGAGGCAGCAACUUGCAACAUGCAGCGUCCAUUUCAUUCCUUUCACUGGUCUAUGCAAAUUCCUUGGCUCGAACGUCUCAAUCUAUUAACUGUGGCAACAUAUAUAUUAGUCCAUCCAUGCUUCGCCAACAGGCUAAGCGCCAAGUUGAUUACAUUCUAGGCGAUAACCCCAAGGGUUUAUCUUAUAUGGUUGGGUAUAGCAACUACUAUCCGCAACGCAUUCACCACCGUGGAUCGUCGUUGCCAUCUAUUAAUGACCACCCCCAAUUCAUUUCAUGCAAGGAGGGCUCGAUCUACUUCAACUCAACAAAUCCUAACCCUAAUAUCCUUGUCGGGGCUGUGGUGGGAGGACCGGGGGAGGACGACAUAUAUGAGGAUGAUCGAACUGAUUACAAGAAGUCGGAGCCCACCACCUACAUUAAUGCGCCAUUAGUCGGGGCACUAGCAUACUUGAACGCGAACCCGGCCAUUCCUCGUUAGCACCAAUAUAAUACAAUUCAUUUUUGUAAAUUAGUUCUUCAUGACAGUGAUCAGUCAGCGUUUAAAUAUACGGAAAAAUGCCUCUCGUCUUAUCGAGUGAAUUAGUUCGAGGCUUGUUCGUAAUUUGCUAAUUGAUUCUUGAAAUAUAGCAUGUUGGAGUCACCAAGUCUAGUACUUGUGACUUUUUCGAGAAAGAUUAUUGGAAAUUUAUUUCAAGAUUAAAAAUUGAA
Juglans regia (Persian walnut) is the source of this 1905-nucleotide messenger RNA. RefSeq names its product endoglucanase 24-like. The record is from RefSeq and is a predicted model, not a curated record. Gene Ontology annotation, molecular function: hydrolase activity, hydrolyzing O-glycosyl compounds. Lineage: Eukaryota; Viridiplantae; Streptophyta; Magnoliopsida; Fagales; Juglandaceae. Gene Ontology annotation, biological process: carbohydrate metabolic process. The transcript has 4 exons. The coding region runs from base 179 to 1675 and encodes 498 amino acids.